UGAGACACGGACAGGUGAGACACGGACAGGUAUGUCUGCGUCCGCCACACGAGACACUGCUGUCAAAAAGAAGCACGUUCGUUUCGCCAGCAUGGAGGAGGAGGAGGAAGAGGAGGACCAGGAGGAGGACACCCUGUUUGACAAGAGGACGGACACCGGGAGGAAGGACACCGGGAGGAAGGACACCGGGAGGACGGACACCGGGAGGGGUCUGAGGAGCGCCCUGAAGGCGGGCAGGAGGAGCACCCUGCCGGGCAGCAGAGGACGCUGCUCGGUCUCCCUCACUGUCUGCGCAGCGUUCCUGGGCUUGGGGAUGAGUAUAUCUGUUCUUGGCCCUACAUUCGAGGACCUGGCUGUGAAUGUGAAGAAGAACAUCAGCAAUAUUUCGUACAUCUUCGUCGGACGUUCUGGGGGCUACAUCGCUGGUUCCCUCUUAGGAGGGAUUCUCUUCGACUACAUUAACCCCCACCUCCUGCUAGGUUUUUCUAUGCUGAUCACAUCAGGUGGGAUGUGUGCUAUCCCCUUCUGUAAGCAGGCUCUGCUCCUCACCGGGCUCAUGUCCAGCAUUGGGAUGUCUAUGGGUAUUCUGGAUACAGGUGGGAACGUCCUCAUACUGAACACGUGGGGCGAGCAGGCGGGUCCUCACAUGCAGGCUCUGCACUUCAGCUUCGCAGCCGGGGCCUUUGUGUCUCCGAUCAUAGCCAAGCUGCUGUUUGGGCCCGACGGCAACGGCAGCACGGGAAUCAUACCAACCAACUCUACACCUCCGGUCACCACGGAACAAAUCAACAAAGUCCCCGACGCUCACACACUCACCCGCUACGUCCACAGCACCCUCAAAUCCAUGUGGGCCUACGUUGUGAUCGGCUCCUUCAUCUUUCUCAUCUCCUUCCUCUUCUUCAUCCUUUACUGCCGCAGCAGCAGGUCAUGUGACAGAGCCAAGGCGUCAUCAGGAAAGCCCCUGGUGGCCAAACAUCACACGGCUCUUAUUGCCCUGCUCUUCUUCUUCUUCUUCGCCUACGUAGGCGCUGAGGUGGCGUACGGCUCUUUCAUCUUUACCUUCGCCAAGGACUACGCCCACAUGCCUCCGUCCCAGGCAGCGGGGCUGAACUCGUUGUUCUGGGGGACGUUUGCUGCCUGCAGGGGGUUGGCCAUCUUCUUUGCGGCCUGCGUGUACCCGGGCACCAUGAUCAUGCUCAGCCUGGUGAGCUCCACCGUGUCCUCUCUGCUUCUCUGCCUCUUCAGCAAGGAGAAGGCGGCGCUGUGGGUUUGCACCGGUGUCUACGGCGCCUCCAUGGCCACCACCUUCCCCAGCGGCAUCUCCUGGGUGGAGCAGUACACUACAGUAACGGGCCACACGGCGGCAGCCUUCGUGGUUGGGGCAGCGCUCGGUGAGAUGGUUCUUCCCGCUCUUGUGGGCUUCCUGCUGGGGAAGUUCCAUGACCAGCCGCUGCUCAUGUACCUGUCGCUCAUCACCGCCACCUUCACCUCCAUCCUCUUCCCGGUCAUGUACAAGCUCGCCUCGGCCCCCAGCGGUCAGAGCAGGAAGCCCCGCGUCAGGGGUCGGCCCGAAGCAGACGACAGCGAGUACCGCCAGGCGCUGCUGGACUCCGGGGCCAAUGACGAGGAGGAGGAGGAAGAGGAGGAGCGGGACAACGAGGCCGAUCAGUGGAACGACGCAGACUUUGAGGUCAUUGAAAUGGAUGACACGGCGAGUCUCAUCAGCUCACCCAGUAAGGUCUCCUCUCCUCCUGACGUCACUGGUCUAACUGGGAGCUCUGCAGCCUCUCACACCCAGGGAACAGAGCCCACAGGUGGAGCCUCUUUCUCAGACACCAUCUCCCUGGUUGGAGACUCACCUAGACGCAAACUACUGCUCUCUCUGGACCGAGAGAAGAGAGACUGAAAC
Anoplopoma fimbria (sablefish) is the source of this 1909-nucleotide messenger RNA. It is a transcript of the gene slc60a2b, whose product is annotated as major facilitator superfamily domain containing 4B. The record is from RefSeq and is a predicted model, not a curated record. The coding region runs from base 32 to 1906 and encodes 624 amino acids. The transcript has 5 exons. Lineage: Eukaryota; Metazoa; Chordata; Actinopteri; Perciformes; Anoplopomatidae.